Toxorhynchites rutilus septentrionalis is the source of this 2075-nucleotide messenger RNA. It is a transcript of the gene dgt5, whose product is annotated as augmin complex subunit dgt5. The record is from RefSeq and is a predicted model, not a curated record. Lineage: Eukaryota; Metazoa; Arthropoda; Insecta; Diptera; Culicidae. Bases 120 to 1988 code for a protein of 622 amino acids. The transcript has 4 exons.
CAUCUACAAAUCGCAUACAAUUUGAUUAUUUUUGUUGAAACGGCGGUUUAUUUGUCGUUUCUAGGGCAUUGUAAUUAGAAUUGUUCAAAGUCUAGUAGAAAUUUGUGUUGUGAGUUAAAAUGUCGCUUUCAGAUGAGAUAGCACACUUUAAAUUAUGGGCGACAAAGCUUGGAUGCCCGCUUGAGAAAAUACCAUCCGAUGAAACACUCAAGAAGUACAUCCGAGGUAAACAGAGUAUCUUGUUCAAGAACAUAACGGAUGAAGUACGACCGCGUCAGGACACAGCAGCGAUACGAAACAAUGUCCUUGUCAGUAAAAUAAAACAAUACGAAAAUUUGGGUGGAGUCUUGUCUAAAGACAUUCAACGCUACGAGAAAAUUGUUAAACUCAAAGCUAAAUGUUCAGAAAGUAAAGCACGUAUUAUUAAUUCUAAGAAACUGUUGGAAUCUAUAACAUCCGAUAUAAAAGGGAGAAAUAUCCAGAAAGUUCAACUCCAUGCUAAACUACGAGAGGUCAACGACAAGCUGGCAUUGUUUCGGGCGGCCGACAAAUCGUUAGCAAAAAUGUCUGCAAAAGAAGUUGAAAUCAAACAAACGAUUGAUCGACUGAUGCCAGUGAAGAUGAUUCAUUGUACCAAAGAUAAAACGAAUGCCAACGAUGCAAUCCAACUGUGUCUGCAAUAUCUUUAUGAUUUCUAUUCUAAAUUUCCCGAAAGAAAGCAAGACGGAAGCAGACAGGCUCAGCAAACACUUUGGUCUAACAUGAAAGCCGAAUUGAAAGACAUUCCCAAUUAUCUACUUUGGACGGUUCUGAUGGAAAUGAAGGAGAAACAACUAUUGGAGAUUUCUGAAACAAAUCGUAAGCAGAACGAACUCGAGCAGAAGGUAACUUUGUCGGAUCAAGAUGCGUUGCAAGUUAAUAUGGCUAAACUGUGCGGAAAUCACAUAAAUUUAUUCGUUGAUUUAAUUGCCACGAAACGUUCGGUUCAGAUGACAAGGGAUGAUUAUUUAGCAAAAUAUACAACAUUUUCUCAAAUGUUGGAGGCGAAAAUGAAUCUUUUGAAUACAAUGGAUGAUGAGUCGGAGGAAAUUCUAGAAGACUAUAUGCUUGAAUCAACGUCUAGAGAUUACAAUCAAGGUCAGUUAGAGUUUUUCAAAAAGGAGAUCGAGAAAAAGAAACAGGAAAUCAAAAUGCAAACCCAAAAAUUGGACAAUCAUGAACAAUCACUGAUUCAUCUAAGAGAAAUUUACAGCGAAAUCGAUUCCUAUUCAGGACGAAUUCAAGAGGAAAUUCAGCAACUAAAUCAGAUAAAAGAAAAAAUUACAUAUCUCAAAAGAUUCAGUGGUUAUACUGUUCAUAAUAUGCGCCAAAAAACAGCUAACCAAACAAUGAACAUUAGUGAACAAUCAAUGAAUUUGACAAAACUCGAGAACAAUAUGCUUUCAAAUGUUCCGGUGUAUUCACCAGCCACACCUCCACCGUAUUGUGACGAACUAACAGCUUUGACUGGAAUACCUUUAGUCAAAUUUAAUUACCCCUCAAAGAUAUCAUUCCUUUCGAUUUGUACUCACAUCUCUUUGUCAACGAACAGCGAAAUCGGUCCUUUGCUCUUGUUACUUCCAAACUGUUUCACGUCUGCUGAAUGUUCUUUGCAGGAAGUUAGAGCCCUGAUCAAAUUUGAUGAGCAUGUUAGGGGCUAUAUGCGGGAUCUUAAGCCAGAAAUGGACGAAACUGCGGUAGAUGAUGAGCGUUACAAACAGCUGUGGAUAGCCAACAACGAAAAGAUAUGCGAGCAACUGAAUGAGAUCGAUGCCGUUUCGAGCAAUACAAAACAGACCAUCGAGAAGAGUCGCGUUUAUUACAAUUUUGUGUUGGCAAACGCGCUGCGAAAGUAUGUUCCUCCCAAAAAAUUGUUCAAUGGAAGAAACUAUCGGGAGUAUGAGGGUGAAUAUAUGAUGUACUAUCGGAUGAUCAACGGAAAGAAAUGAACAUGGGAAUUGUAUUUUAUCAAAUUUGUCCAUUACCAUUAAUUGUCAGUAUAUUAAUAAGUUAUUAAAUGUAUGUUUUGUUGUAAA